AAAGAAGCUUCGUCGUCGAUCAAACGAAACCUUCUUUUCCCGAUUUGCUCCAGAGAGAGAGAGAGAAGAAGAAGUGUGAGAAAAAAAUGCCGUUGGGGGAGAGUGAACGAUGGGAGAAGACCUAUUCCAAGUUUUGCGGCUUGGAAACAGAUUUCUCCGACGAUGUUCCUUCUCUACUUUCUUUCAACAUCGACAAUGGCCGUUUUGAUUUCGUCGUCGCUCCUUUGAUAAACCCUUCGUAUAGGCCCAGCUUGGUAGAUGAACGCGAUUCGGAUUCUCAUGUUCUUCCAUUCGCUGGCUCUGACUUAGUCGUGUCCCCGUUAAAAUGGAGACUUCGUGUAAUUGGUAAAAUUAGUUCGUGGAUUGAUUUGGAUUCCGAAGAUGAGACCCUGAGGAUGAAUUCAGAAACCGCACUGAAGCAAGAAAUCGCCUGGGCUAAACAUCUCUCCUUGAGGGCGUGCCUUCUUCCUACUCCUAAAGGGACUUCUUGCGCCAAUUACGCCAGAUGUGUGAACCAGAUCUUACAGGGGAAGCUUGAAAUGGAGGUGAUCUUCCUUCUUUCUUUUACAAGAACCUCUUUGCAUCAGUCUCUAAUAUUCUUGCUUCGAUCUCAUUCUGCUAUGAAGCUAUGGCUAAGGAUCCCGCUGAGGAAGUCUAAUUCAGAAUAUCCAAUAGAUUCUUGGGAGAUUUGGAAUUCGCUUCGUCUUCUUUGUGACCAUGACAGUAAGCUGUCUGUUGCUCUUGAUGUUGGGAGUACGUUACCGCUACCAUCUAAAAAUUCACGAGGGCGAUGGCUUGGAGAGUCGGUGAAAGCAGCCAUUAUAAGCACUGACUGUUUCGUACCAAUUGACGGUCUUCCUUACUUGCAAAAGAGCCACCAAGACCUAAUAGGAAGUUUUUUUCACGGCCAUGCUUAUUUAGGUGCCAAGGGAUUGACUCGUUCAGAUUCUUUUAUCACUUUUAUUAUAAUUUCCGGAAUACCUCUGGAUGAUCUCCAAACGGAUUUUGGUGCGCAGAAGCACCCCCAUAAGCCGUAUUUGGACUAUCUUAGUAAUCUGUUCGAAAAAAUGGAACCACUCUCUGAACAAGAACGCAUAGAUUUUCGCCACAGAGAUUGUCUGUGCACGCCCUUGCAGCCAUUGAGGGAUAAUCUAGAAGCCCACAGCUAUGAGAUGAUUGAGAGAGACUCGGUUAAAUACACCCAAUAUCAAAGGGCAAUUGCUAAAGCCUUAGUGGACAUGGUCUCUGAUGAGAAAGCGUCUGAGUUAACUAUUGUCUUGAUGGUUGUGGGAGCAGGAAGAGGACCCCUUGUCAGAGCAUCAUUGCAGGCAGCUGAAGAAACCGGUCGGAAGUUGAAAGUUUAUGCCGUGGAAAAGAAUCCCAACGCUGUAGUAACACUCCAUGAUUUGGUAAAAACUAGAGGAUGGGAAGGCACUGUUACUGUAAUAUCUCGUGACAUGCGUUUCUGGAAUGCUCCUGAGAAGGCUGAUAUAUUGGUUAGUGAAUUGCUGGGUUCUUUUGGAGAUAAUGAACUCUCUCCUGAGUGCCUUGAUGGAGCACAAAGGUUACUGAAGCCAAACGGGAUUUCGAUACCAUUCUCGUAUACAAGUUUCUUACAGCCAAUUACAAGUUCAAAGCUCUACAGUGACGUUAAAUCUCGCAACAAUCUUUCCUACUUCGCAACUGCGUAUUCUGUUAAACUCCACAGUGUAGCUAGACUUGCUCCUUGUGAACCUGUGUUCACAUUUACGCAUCCAGACUUGUCAAGAAAGCCCAACAACCAAUGUUACAAGAAGCUGCUUUUCAAUGUUCCAAGUAACACGGGUUCUGCUUUGGUUCAUGGAUUUGCUGGCUACUUUGAAGCUAUCCUCUAUGACAAUGUGCAUAUUAGCAAUGAGCCUACAACAGAAACACCAAACAUGAACGGCUGGUUUCCAAUCUUUUUCCCAUUGAUGAAGCCUCUUGAAGUUCACCCUAAGUCUACAAUAGAAGCACAUUUCUGGAGAUGUAGCGAUUCCACAAAGGUUUGGUACGAAUGGUCUGUCUCUUUGCCUACAUUCUCACCGAUUCAUAACACCAAUGGAAGUUCAUACUGGAUUGGCCUUUAGGAUUCUUUCAGAAUAUUGUAGUUAGAUUCAAAAUCGAAAAAGGGUUAUGGAGAAUUUGUUGUACAGUAUACAGUAUAGAGAAAAUACGUACGAUGAUAAUCGUUGAUUGAUGAGAACGUGUUGUGUUGUUCUGUCGGGUUUAUAGGAAAUUUAAAUACUUGACUUUUCCGGAAUUGUG
Thlaspi arvense is the source of this 2286-nucleotide messenger RNA. The record is from the annotation of a GenBank genome assembly. NCBI's taxonomy places the organism in Eukaryota, Viridiplantae, Streptophyta, Magnoliopsida, Brassicales, Brassicaceae.